Messenger RNA from Exaiptasia diaphana, 3394 nucleotides. Its product is annotated as nuclear receptor coactivator 5. The record is from RefSeq and is a predicted model, not a curated record. Lineage: Eukaryota; Metazoa; Cnidaria; Anthozoa; Actiniaria; Aiptasiidae. Bases 144 to 2831 code for a protein of 895 amino acids. The transcript is spliced from 6 exons. Gene Ontology annotation, molecular function: RNA binding.
CUGCCACAUGUUUGUCUCAGCUGAAGACUUCUGUGAACGAAUUCGUGUUUUUUGUUGAUAUUUUGCUAAUACUAAUACUGAAGUGACUAACACUACAUACUUGUCAAUAACUUGAAGAAGUGCAUAAGCAAAGCAUUCCAGUUAUGGAAAAGAAAGACGACAGACCAAGGGGUAAAUCACCCGAAAGAGACAGAAGAAGAGCUGAAAUUCGCCACGAGACAAACAGAAUGGAUCCACACUCAGUGCGCUGCAGAGUGUUUAUAGGAAAUCUCGCAACAGAUAAGGUAUCUCGGCAGGAAUUAGAAGAAAUCUUCAGCAAAUAUGGCCACAUAAGUGGGUGUUCUUUGCAUAACAACUAUGGAUUUGUGCAGUACGAAAAUGAGAAGUCGGCUGAUGAAGCUGUUGCCAAGGAAGAUGGAAAACUUAUUCUUGGAAAGAAAGUUGACGUACACUUAGUUUCUGACAAAAGAAAGAAAGGACCUCCUCCAGAUAUGAGAGAUUCUGGAAGAGGUGGUAUGAGRGGAGGAGGGCGUGGUGAUAGAGAAAGACACUCACCCCCAAGAGAYAGAGGCAGAAUGGAUGACUACGGAGGAAGGUAUCCCUCRAGGUUUGGACCCCCUGAUGAUGGGUUUGGAAGAAGACUUUCACCUCCAAGACGRGAAGGAUUCAGAGAGCCGUUUGAUAGACCWGAUGACUUYCACCGAGAAAGAUACAGGGAUGACCCAUAUGACAGACGUGACCUACCUCCCCCCAGACGAAUGUAUGACGAUAGAAGAGAACCAUAUGAUUAUCCACCAAGGGGGGAUUCCAGGGGGGACCCUUAUUAUGAUCGUGAUUUUAGAAGAGAUGGUCCAAGGAGAGAUGAGUUCCGUCAUGAUGUACCCAUGAGGGAUGAUCCUCGUAGGGACGAUCUUCGACGAGAUCCGCCACGCAGAGAUGAACCACCACGCAGAGAUGAACCAUACAGCCGAUAUGACAAUUAUGGACGUGACUACCCUGACGAUUAUGGCCCCCCAUCAAAGAAAUCCCGACCAGAGUAUGAAUCAGAUUAUAACAAACCAAUACAGGCCCCAACAGAUUGUGUUGUUAUUGUGGUGAAUUCAGUAUUGAUUGACUAUGGUACUAUGGUUGAAAGGAAGUUCAAGGAUUCUGGUCUCGUGACUGACUUGCAGCUCCUUGGCAUGAGGUCAAUGGCUGAACUUCUUGAUAGCAUAACACGUCAUGGUGUUCUUUAUGCUGCUGUUGUCACUACGCAACACGAAGUCCACCGUUCUGUGACAAUCAAUAUCCUUCAUGGCACUCAACAAGAGCACAGGAAUAUGCCUCUUGAAGAUGCUUUGCGGUUGGUUUCACAAAAUUUUGAACAGUACAUGCAAGACCUUCGUAAGAGAGCUGGUGAUCUUGAUAAAGAUAAAGAGAAAGAAAAAGAGAAAGAGAAAGAGAGGGAGCGUGAAAAGGAAAAAGAAAGAGAGAGAGAAAAAGAGCGUGCUCGAGAACUUGAAAGAGAAAAAGAGCGUGAGAGAGAAAAAAGCUCACGAAGCUCCUACGGAUCCUCAUCAACGACCAARGUGGCUUCUCAGGAACCAGAUGAGAUGAAAAAACUUCUUGGUAAGGCUGCAUCGGGCGGCCAGCUUUCCUCUGAUGAGUUGUCGAAACUCAUAGAAAAUUUGUCCAAGCAGAAAAAGCAGACCGAAACUCAGAGCAGCACAGGAGGCCCCACAGUUAGUCAACCCCAAACAGAUGCUAAUUCCAUUGCAAAGCAGCAAGCUGACCUACAAGCUAAGAUUUUCAGCAUUUUGAACCCCAGUGCGUUAUCCAAAGUAUCUCUCACAGUUGCUCAGUCAGCAACAGGGACAUCUUCACUUACAGCUGCAACUGCAAAGUCAACUGGACUAUCAAAUGCGUCAUCGCCAUUGUUUCCUGCAGCUAAAGCUUUGGCAGCAGCCUCAGCUUCAUCAGGAUAUGGUGUACCUGGGGCAAGCAGUGUAUCUACAGGAGCUCAGAGUGGCGGUUAUGCAAACCGUUCUUCCCAGCAAUCCGCUGGACCUGCCAAUUACGGUGUCCAAAAGGCUCCUGUUUCAUCAUGGUAUUCUGGUAAUUCAGCAUCAACUACUUCUACCUUCAAUACCCCAACUCAAGCAGYAGCUCAGUCAUAUGGAAACAAUGCCCAAAAGACUCCUUCAUCAGGGAAUUAUGGAGUUCCAAAAGCUUCACCAACAGGUUUCGGAGUGCCAAAAGCUUCUCCAACAAGUUAUGGUGUACCAAAAGCUUCACCAACAAGUUAUGGAGUUCCAAAAGCAUCRCCAACCAGUUAUGGAGUUCCCAAAGCUUCACCAACCACUGGGAGCUAUGGAGUGCCUAAAGCUUCACCAGGUAGUUAUGGAGUCCCCAAGGCUUCAGCCACGAGCUUUGGAGUCCCAAAGGCCACCAACAACAGUUAUGGAGUGCCAAAGACCUCUGCAGCACAGCCAAGUUCUGAUAACUCUGGCUAUGGGCCUUCAGGACGAGGAGUACUUUCAAACAGAGGUGGCUUCCAAGGGCCAGGCAGAGGGGGAGUAGCCAGGGGAGGCCCGCCYCCAGGGGUGACAGCWGUACGUGGUGGUGCUCCUCCAAAUGCUAGAGGUGGAGCAACAAGAGGUGCACCCUACCAAGUACGAGGUCCUGCUCCUCGGGGUCAACCAGCAGGAGGAAUGCCUACUAGAGGAUAUCCACCCAGAGGUGGGGCRCAAGGGGGRCMGCGUUAUGGUGUUCCAGCUUUUAGAGGACCUGCACCACAGGGAGCUCCUAUUAGUACUGUCCAGGGACGUGGAAGACAGCCACCAAGAUAUUGAAACAAUGAACAAUACAGCAACCUGUGAACACUUUUUAUGAAAGAUUGAYGUUUAAGAAAWGUUGUGCUAUUCGUGAUUUUUAUGAAAGAACUUUCACUUAAAACUCUUACACUAUAAACAACUGCUGUGAAAUCCUUGCAAUGGACAGUGGAAAUGCUACAUGUAUUUGUGACUUUUAUGAACCAGCUUCAAGUGAUGGACUGAGUAUAUUGUAAAGAAUUGUUGUGUAGUCGUUUACUUUGAACUACACCUUGAGAUUUUARUAAAGCUUCAGAUUUAAAGCUCUUUGCUCAAACCACCAUUAUUAUCAUCAUAUUAGGGUGAAACAGAUAGGUUCUUUUCGGUUUUUUUUAUUAAACAACAUGAGCAUGCAUUACAUCAGGAAAGCUUUUAUUUGAUCUUGUGCAUGAAUAUGGUUAAGCUUAUGAGUAUAAGAGAAUAUUUUUUAACUUCGUUCAGUUGUAAUAGUGAAUUUUUUUAGUUUGACUUUAUCGUUGAGUCAUUUCAAUUCAUUUUUGCAUCAUUAGUACUGUGUUCCAAGACAAUAAAUUAUUGUACACAUU